CUGAGCCGCCGGAAGAAGGGCGGGCGCCGGGGUCUGUGGCUGCGCCGCAGCAUCGGGGGCCGCACCCCGAACCCGCCAGGGUCCGGGCGAGAGCGACCCGGGGCACGGGCAAAGGCGACGGCGCGCCGGGAGGGUGGAGGCACCGGGACACCCGGGCUGCGGCCCAGGAAGCUGGGCGCCGGUGGGCCUGGCUGCUGCCGCCGGGCCGGCAUCAAAGCAGCGGCCGGCGAGCUGUAGCCUCGCCCAGGUCUGCGGGAAGCCGGUUCUGGGCACCCCUCGCAUUGCGGCCCCCAAAGCCCCUCUCCCGGGGGUGCGGCCGGGAAAGGAUACCUUGGAGGGGCGGUGGGUUCACCUGGUGCCGCAGCACCCGCCCUAGGCCGCCUCUCGGGAAUUUGGAAAAGAUUCCCCGGUCCCGUCCGGAGGCCGAUAGUCCUCUGAGCUUCCGAAGGAAGCCUGCGUGAACGUUGGGCGUUUUUAAAAGAAUCAUUGUGUUGGGUGGGGAUGUGGUCUGUCUAUAAAAGGCCGGGAAAGAACAAAAUCUGUUACCCACGGCCCUUCUCUAAAGAGACACCCUCUGGAGCUGAAAGCCUCAAGAACGGGCUCUCUCACGCCCCCAAUCUCUCGUCCUGCCAGCGUCCAAGGCCGGUCUGUUUUAAAUAUAUUUCUGCAAGUUCUGGAGUUCUAGCUGUAUGAUCAGUUUUCUGGAUCCCUCCUCUCCUGCCUUUUGCUCCUCUAGAAGAAUAUGAAGAGGCAUGUACUCAGACCUACUCAACCGGCCACCUCCCAAGCAGGCAGUACUUAAUUUCAGAAAGGAGUCACUUUUUCAGACCUGUUCAAGCCACAUUAGCCUCUAGGAGCCCCUAGGUUCUGGUGCCGCAGGGGUACGCCAAAGUCCUGAGGGCAGGAGAUUGUGAUCAGAGGAGGACCAUACAACUGUGAGGCAUCUCAGCAGAGGCUCUGGCAGUGUCCUCCCCAGAAGUGGACAAGGCCAGUCGGGUGGCAUCAUCAUGCUACAGCAGCUCCUGAUUACCCUGCCCACUGAGGCCAGCACCUGGGUGAAGUUGCACCAUCCACAGAAGACCAAGGAAGGGGCGCCCCUGUGGGAGGACGUGACCAAGAUGUUUGAAGGAGAAGCUCUGCUAUCUCAGGAUGCUGAUGAGACCCAAGGAGAAAGUUUAAAGGAUGAAGUGACUCCUGGGGCCCUGACAAGAGACUCCCAGGAACUGUUGACCUUCAAGGACAUAUCUGUGGACUUCACCCAGGAGGAGUGGGGGCAGCUGGCCCCUGCUCACCGGAAUCUGUACCGGGAGGUGAUGCUGGAGAACUAUGGGAACCUGGUCUCAGUGGUAGGAUGUCAACUUUCCAAACCUAGUGUGAUUUCCCAGUUGGAGAAAGGAGAAGCGCCAUGGAUGACAGAGAAAGAAGGCCCAGGAGAUCCCAGUUCAGCUGGUGGGAUCUUGGUUCCCCAACCAGGGAUCGAACCCGGGCCCUUGGCAGUGAGAGCACGGAGUCCUAACCACUGGACGGCCAGGGAAUUCCCUGCUAUUUUAAAUGACUUGAAGGGUAAAACAGAAACAGCUGCGUCAACUGCAAAGAACGACGUUUUACAGGAACAGUUCUAUCAUGGCAUGAUGAUGGAAAGGUUCAUGAGGGAUGAUGUCAUUUAUUCCACAUUGAGAAAAGUCUCAAAAUAUGAUGAUGAGUUAGAAAACCACCAGGAUAGCCAUGGAAGAGACGUGAGACAAACCAUCUUGACCCAUAAGACAAGAGGCCAAAAAACUUACAAAUUUGGCAAAAAUAUUGUGAGUUCUAAUGUUGUUAUAGAACAGAGGCACCAUAAAUAUGACACACCUAGAAAGAGAAACAAAUACAAAUCAGGUUUGAUUAAUCAUCCAACAAGUUACAUAAGAACAAAAACCUACGAAUGUAACAUAUGUGAAAAAGUCUUCAAACAACCCAUUCACCUUACCGAACACAUGAGAAUUCAUACUGGUGAGAAACCUUUCAGAUGUAAGGAAUGCGGAAGGGCCUUUAGUCAAAGUGCAUCCCUUACCACCCACCAAAGAAUCCAUACUGGUGAGAAACCCUUUGAAUGUGAAGAAUGUGGCAAAGCCUUCAGACAUCGCUCAUCUCUUAAUCAACAUCAUAGAACUCACACUGGUGAGAAACCCUAUGUAUGUGAUAAAUGUCAGAAAGCUUUCAGCCAGAACAUUAGCUUGAUCCAACAUUUGAGAACUCAUUCUGGAGAGAAACCCUUUACAUGCAAUGAAUGUGGGAAAACCUUUAGACAGAUUAGACACCUUAGUGAACAUAUAAGAAUUCAUACUGGGGAGAAGCCCUAUGCAUGCACCACAUGUUGUAAAACCUUUAGUCAUAGAGCUUAUCUAACGCAUCACCAGAGAAUCCAUACUGGGGAGAGACCCUACAAAUGUAAGGAAUGUGGGAAAGCCUUUAGGCAAAGGAUACACCUUAGCAACCAUAAAACUGUUCAUACAGGAGUGAAAGCGUAUGAAUGCAACCGCUGUGGAAAAGCCUACAGGCAUGAUUCAUCCUUUAAGAAACAUCAGAGGCAUCACACAGGAGAAAAACCUUAUGAAUGUAAUGAAUGUGGAAAAGCCUUCAGCUAUAAUUCAUCACUUACUCGACACCAUGAAAUACACAGGAGAAAUGCCUUCCAGAAUAAUGCCUAAAAACAGAUUAUUCAACAUGAACAAAAGCCAGGUCUAAAUCAGUGAUUCUGUGCUUUGAAUUUCAGGACUCUAAAUUGGAGGAAUUGACAUAAUGAUGCCAACUUCUAAUUUUGCCCAUUGUGUAAAUAAACAUUACAUUGAUAACUACUGCCUACUAAUAUCUCCACACAAAGUACUUAAUCAAGAAUAAAAGAUGGCCCUUCAAAUUAAAUUCAACAAUAUAGAAAAUUCACACAUUAUUACUUUUAUGAUUUCAUUGUAGAUUAAUAAAUUAUUCAUCAUGGGCAUUCACUGAUUUACAGACCAGCAUUUGGGGACUACUGUUUAAAACAUCACCACCCCUAUUUUUUUUUAAUUAAAAAAAAUUUUUUUUUAAUUAAAAAAAAAUUUUUUUUUAAUGGGGAGAACUUUCACAUGGUAUAAACUUCAAAAGGUACAGUCAGUUGUGUAAGUGAAAAGACUUCUUCCUCCAUCCCCCAUCAGAAAAUUCUACCAGAGGCAACCAUUUUUUAUAACUAAGUUUUUUGUACACCCUUCCAGAGAUCAUUCUGUUUAAAUCCAAGAGAAUACAUAUAUACAUUUUUUACUUUUUAAGCAUAAAUGGCAGCCCCCCAUACAAACACAUAUUACUUUUAUUACUUCACUGUAUAUCAUGGAGGUCACUCCAUAUCAGUAAACAAAGUGCCUCCUCAUUCUUUUUUUAUAGCUGAUAGUAUUCCAUGGUUUGAAUGUACUUUAGCCACUUCACUAUAGAUGGAUUUUUGAAUUUCCAAUCUUUUAUUUAUAUGAUGUUGCAAUGAAUAGUCUUAUGCAUUUUUAUUUCUCACAAUGUAAGUACAUGCAUAGGGUAAAUUCCUAGAACAGGAAUUUCUGUGCUAAAGGGUAUGCACAUUUGUAUGAUGGAUACUGCCAAAUUGACCUUCAUAGAGGUUGGACCAAUUUAUUUUCCCACCAGCAAGAUACAGAACUGUGGGAACCAUAUCUGGUGCUGAAGCAUCUCCUGAGCCAACAGCCCCAUCAUCCAUUAAAGAAGUAUCAGCUUCUCUCAAUAACAUAGCCUAGAAGUGCCAGCUGAGCUGCAUCCCCAUAAAGAGCAGCACUUGCCAUCCCUGGAGCCAGAGAGAAAUCUGCAUGUUAUCAAAUAGCAGCCAGACCCACCAAAGUCUCAGUUGGAGAAGGAGAAGACAUCUCUCCACCAACUGUUACAGUCCCUGACUUCUGAGUCUGGAACUGUCUGAUGAAUUAGAGUUCCUUUAAAGAGACUGAUCCACCUGCCUUAGCAAGUAUAAUCUUGGCUGCAACCCCUUUGUUUGGAAUGGAGGAAAACUGACAAUGGAGUCAGGGUACUUAAUAUAGCAGGAUAUACCACAGCUGAUCAACUGACCAUACGUAGCAUUUUACGGGAUGGCAAUGUUAGCGAGUUACUGUUCACAUGUGAGAGGAGACAGAAACGAGGUAGGACACGACUUUCUAAUUAAUAAACAUUAAUUAAUGAAGAGAGCAUUAAUUAAUUAGUUGACAUUGCUUACUAUGUGUGAAAGCUGAGUGCCAAGGUCAGGACCACAGUGAUUUUGUACAUGUUCAUUUUUCAUUCUGGUAAAGUUUUAUUAAAGUUUUAGUGAUUCUGUG
Messenger RNA from Balaenoptera acutorostrata (minke whale), 4319 nucleotides. It is a transcript of the gene ZFP69, whose product is annotated as ZFP69 zinc finger protein. Gene Ontology annotation, molecular function: RNA polymerase II cis-regulatory region sequence-specific DNA binding; DNA-binding transcription factor activity. The record is from RefSeq and is a predicted model, not a curated record. NCBI's taxonomy places the organism in Eukaryota, Metazoa, Chordata, Mammalia, Artiodactyla, Balaenopteridae. Bases 1008 to 2690 code for a protein of 560 amino acids. The transcript is spliced from 7 exons. Gene Ontology annotation, biological process: regulation of transcription by RNA polymerase II.